Molecule: messenger RNA, 1515 nt
Organism: Aphanomyces invadans
Lineage: Eukaryota; Oomycota; Saprolegniomycetes; Saprolegniales; Verrucalvaceae
Exons: 4
Coding region: 58-1299 (413 amino acids)
Source: RefSeq, a predicted model, not a curated record
AAACACUGCCAGGAGCACACACUACGGAGGAGUUGCGCCCGUAGGACAACAGAGCACAUGGACAAGUCAACGCGGCAACGAGCGCAGCGUCGCAGGAAAGCACGAGCCAAUGGAGGUGCCAAAGAUGGCGACAACGACAGCACGAACAACAACAGCAUAUUGCGGUCGCCGCCGCAGCCAAGAUCUCGGUCGUUGUUGCAGCAGCAGGAUAAAGACCAGGGCGACGGCACGGCAGUGUCCGAAUCGGAUUCGGACGAUGAAGCGGACAGCGACAAGGAAUUGACGUCGUACACGUUGUUGCAGGCGCUGAGCGCUCACGUGGACGACGCUGACGCCGAGUUGAAGCAGGAAAAGGUCGAGGGUGAAGCAUUGGAAGCAGCUAUCGAGUUCAAGGAGCGCAUGUUGGAGCUCAAGACGAAGGUUCAGAUGAUCGAAGAUGGGAAGUUCGCUGAGUACUGUCGGCGAUGCGUCGAUUUCAAGGACGAACGGUCUCGGUCGCUGGAGACAGCUAAACAGCACAAGGAAUUGCAGUUAAAGAACGUCGAGGAUCUGCGGAUGUGUGACCUCCAGACAGCGAACAAUGUGUACGCCACUGCGAAAGCUCAUUUAAAGCAAGUCCUUAUGGCCAAGGUGUCGUCCAUGUUGAGCGCCGUCGACAAACAGCUCGAGACCUUGGACAAGGCCGACAUAGAAGCACCGGAGCUCGCCAUCUCAGCCGACAAUACUUCCAGGGAGGCCUGCGUUGAAGAGGAUUUAGACCACAGCGCAGACGACGCCGAGCCCCGAGGAAAGAAGCCCAAGCUAGCCUUUGAUACCCUCGACAUGUCAGGGCCAUUUGCGACAAAAAUGAAAUCCCGAGUCCUUGGGUGCAAGGACCUCCCAUGCAAAAACAUGGACCCGCUGCCGCAAGCCGACAUCCUCGACGACUUGGCAGCAGUCUGCUCCGACUGGAAAGCGGCGAUACCAGCCCAGCCAACGAGUCCCCACCACGACGAUCCGUUUCCACUGGAGACUGUCGAGAUCCAGCUCCAUGGCGGGGUCCUGGAGUGCGGCAAGUACAUGUUCGACGAAGGCGAUGAAGUCGUCGUUUCGUCCAACGUGAUGCAACGAGAGUACAUUGGCGUCAUCCAAGCCCUAUCCAACGAUGCCGUGUUCCUGCAGCUGAAUACUGGCGAGACCGCGCGUGUAUACUACAGCCUGAUUGCGUCCAAGCGGUGCGAACUCAAACCGAUUCUGCGAGGCAACUUGGGACUCAAGAACUUCCAAUCCUCUGGAUGGGUUCGAUGUGAGCCGUUCUAACUCGCCUUGAGCUAUCAUAACGUGCCGCUUCAUGCUAUUGCAUGCAAAGACUUCACAAGCUUGAAAGACACGUAUAGGAAAGCACUACCGCUGCGUCGUCCAUUCCUUCGACUGCAUUCUAUCCUGCACUGCAAUCUACCUUGCCGGGAAGUGCGCAUUCAGCGUUAGAAUGUGUGACAAAGACACACAACGUCAACAAUCUGGCGGGGCGUGGGA